UGGCCUUGCAUCGAUCGCACACUUGGGAAUUCAGCAAGUAGUCCUCUGUUUGAUUUCAUUGACCCGGCCUGUCUGAACCUUCCUACCAAUCUCAAAGAAUUUCAACAGCGCACCAAUCAAAACUUCAUUCACUUUCACGCCGCGUACGUUAUAAUGAUUACCCUCGGCCUCCUCGCAAACCAUUAG
This is a messenger RNA of Colletotrichum tamarilloi, 186 nucleotides long. RefSeq lists its product as uncharacterized. The transcript has a single exon. The annotation marks the transcript as partial. Lineage: Eukaryota; Fungi; Ascomycota; Sordariomycetes; Glomerellales; Glomerellaceae. The record is from RefSeq and is a predicted model, not a curated record.